AUGGCGGAUGUACGCUCGCUCUUGCGCUCCGAACUCGCCUCUAGAGGUCAGCCGAAAGGCAAGAACAGGCCCGCGAAAACUUCCACAGCCACAGGACCCCCGCCUACAUCACUGAGCAAGAAGCGGAAAGCCGCCGAUGACGGAGAUGAAGGAAGAAAAAGGGCGAGAGUCGCGCCAAUGAAUGGCUUCCUACCUGAAGGCUUCUUCGGAGAGGACACCGAUGCAGCCGCAGCCGCCGUAGAGCCCAACGCCGAGGUUGCUCCAGCAGUAGGUGCUCCAAUUGAAGAUACGUCGAGUCCGCCGGAUGUACCAAUGCUACCACCGCCCACGCCCGACAACCAGCCUGCGGUCACGGCCGAGGUAGACGAGGAUGAAUGGGCCGCGUUCGAGCGAGACAUAGCGGUACCGCUGCCGGAACCACCAGCCAUCGCAGCUUACAGUUCCGCAGCAACAAUACAGGCGGCACCGAUGUCAGCGGAAGAGCUUGCAGCACAGGCUCGGGAGGGGCAGGCUGAGCAUAGAGGACGCCGGGAAGCCGAGUUGGAAGCGGAGAAGGAAGACGCAGCACGGCAUCUCGAAGAGGAGUUUGAUGAGAUGGAAGCAUUGGAGGCACGAGCGAGAAGACUAAGGGAGAGGAGGGAGCAGUUGCGGAGGGCCAGUUUGAGUACAGCAGAGGUUGUGCCAGCCGCGGAGACUUCCAAAAAACCGAGUCCUCGAGAAGCAGAGCUCGACGAUGGGGAGGAAGAAGAGGAUGAGGACGACGUGGACGAAUGGGCUUUCGGAGCACGGUAA
This is a messenger RNA of Coniosporium apollinis CBS 100218, 792 nucleotides long. RefSeq lists its product as uncharacterized. Bases 1 to 792 code for a protein of 263 amino acids. Lineage: Eukaryota; Fungi; Ascomycota; Dothideomycetes. The transcript has a single exon. Gene Ontology annotation, molecular function: nucleic acid binding; zinc ion binding. Gene Ontology annotation, cellular component: nucleus; spliceosomal complex. The record is from RefSeq and is a predicted model, not a curated record. Gene Ontology annotation, biological process: nuclear DNA replication; mitotic DNA damage checkpoint signaling; mitotic DNA replication checkpoint signaling.